Paramuricea clavata is the source of this 1963-nucleotide messenger RNA. NCBI's taxonomy places the organism in Eukaryota, Metazoa, Cnidaria, Anthozoa, Malacalcyonacea, Plexauridae. The record is from the annotation of a GenBank genome assembly.
CUUCAGUGCCGUUGGAGAUGCCUGUGAAGAACGGUAAAGCUAUAUUCUUUGUUCUGGUUCACUUGUCAGUAGCCUGCCUAAGGUCUUAUAUUUAUUACGUAAUUGUCAUUUAUACCUCCGCCCCCUCGAUCGUAGAAGCAACAAAUUUUGGAGGAUUUAUUUUAUAUAAGCUUAUACGAGUUACGAUAUAUCAGUUUUAAUGAAAACAUUAUUGAAUACUUCUACUGAUAGUAUUACUAUAGAGAUAAUAUCCCAGUCAUUUGUUGUUCCUAUGCUCAUAGUGACUGCCAAAAUCAAUGAAUUGUUUUCUGUAUUAGAGAGGUAUUCGCAUUAGAGAGGUAUUUGUAUUAGGGACCGGUCAUUAUUUAUGGCAGGGGGUGGCACCGAAAAGAAAAGGGUUGGGUAAACAAACUUUUGAGCGAGUAAAAGGUUGGGUAAAUGAAAAACAAAACAACUUAAGGGUUGGGUAAUAAAAAAAUUUAUUGUCAUUUCCAAAGCAUGACUCACUGAAAUAUUGGAGACUGAAAAGCAAUGUCAACAGUGAUAUGUCAAUACAAUAUGUUAAUCAAUCUGAGUCACUAUCUUGAUCAUUUCAGUCCGAUUUGUUGCAGAUAACAUGAAACUUUAGAAAAUUUCACAAGCCGUUAUCAAACUCAUGUCACAAAAAUGGUAAAGGACACGUGUGACAACUGAGUGGUUUUCAAUUUGUAAAGUUUUUGGCCAGGGGUGGGUAUUUAUUUUUUAAUUGAUAUUUGAGGUUGGGUAAUCAAAUUUUUGACUUUUUAAUGGUUGGGUCAGCAAAAUUUUUGCCACAAAAAAACAUUUCUCUUCGGUGCCACCCCCCACCAUAAAUAAUGACCGGUCCCUUAGGGAAGUGCAUGUCCGUUUAAUUAAAGAGGUGUCCCUAUUCGAGAGCUGAGGUUUCCAUAUUCGAGAGGUUUCCAUAAGGAGAGGUAUAAUGUGUUUAUUUUCUUCAAUAAAUUUUUUCUGAUUUAAUAAGUGUGUAGAAAAGUGGAAAGUUUGGGCAAGUCAAUGUCGUGUGGAAAAGGUGAAUAUGCUGUAAAAUAUUAUACAACGGGGUUUGGCGGCUGUGGAACAAGGAAAACUUCUGCUGGCCAAGAUGGCAAGAGAGGCUGCCGUGGUUUUGCUGGUAAAAUGUUUGGGAAUGUUCCAUAUACACCAUGGUCGGGUUUUGCUGGUAAAGUGUCUGGGAAGGUUCCAUAUACACCAUGGUCAGGUUUUGCUGGUAAAGUGUCUGGGAAGGUUCCAUAUACACCAUGGUCAGGUUUUGCUGGUAAAGUAUCUGGGAAGGUUCCAUAUACACCAUGGUCAGGUUUUGCUGGUAAAGUAUCUGGGAAGGUUCCAUAUACACCAUGGUCAGGUUUUGCUGGUAAAGUGUCUGGGAAGGUUCCAUAUACACCAUGGUCAGGUUUUGCUGGUAAAGUAUCUGGGAAGGUUCCAUAUACACCAUGGUCAGGUUUUGCUGGUAAAGUAUCUGGGAAGGUUCCAUAUACACCAUGGUCGGGUUUUGCUGGUAAAGUGUCUGGGAAGGUUCCAUAUACACCAUGGUCAGGUUUUGCUGGUAAAGUGUCUGGGAAGGUUCCGUAUACACCAUGGUCAGGUUUUGCUGGUAAAGUAUCUGGGAAGGUUCCAUAUACACCAUGGUCGGGUUUUGCUGGUAAAGUGUCUGGGAAGGUUCCAUAUACACCAUGGUCAGGUUUUGCUGGUAAAGUGUCUGGGAAGGUUCCGUAUACACCAUGGUCGAGAGGAAAGAAUGUAGCAAUAUGUUGUAAGAAAAUCGGACGAGACAAUUAUUGAGGAUAGUCUAUUAUUAUUGACUAAAGUCAUGACCAAAGAGACAAUUAUCAGUGACUAAAGUCAUGCCGAUCCAUGCACGAUUUGAGUUAAUGUAACACAUAUCACAUAUGAUCUAAUUUCUGCAAUAAAGCUUUCUUUCUUGAGU